AUGAGGGGCCGAAGAGGUCAACGUGGUGGUCGAGGUCGAGGACGCGUUCGUGGGCAAUCUUAUCCACAACGUAGACUCACUGAUCAAGGCUCAGAAGAGAAUAACAAUGAGGACUCAUCGAGGCCUCCUACACCUCAACCGCAAGAUGGUGAGCCUGAGGAAAUAGAAGUAGAUGAGGAUGAGGUUUCACCUGCUCCUACUGUCCCUACUCCUCCGGCUCCAAGAACAUUGGCCCGCCUUCCUUCAAUGCCAUUGCAGGUUAGUUUGCGCGCCAGGAAGGGCUUACACAGUAGUCCUGCCGAUAGUGAAUUGGCAAAGGAGAACAGCAAUUUGAACACUACUGCUGUUGCUAUAGCUGCUGAGACACCUAAUACUCCUACUACGAUGGAGACUUCAGGCCACGAUGGAUCUUCUUCGGAGGUUGAGGAUCGACAGCCAAAGAGAAGAAGGAUUCUUGAAAAUGGAUCAGCUAAUGCAGCUCCUCCUACAUCGGAUGCUGCACCUACCACCCCCACAAGGGGGAGAGGUAGGGGUCGGGGAAGAGCCCGGGGAAGAGCUCGUGCAGAAGUCGGUAGGCCCAGAGGUAGUAGAGGUAGAGGCCGAGGAAGAGGGUCACGUGGUGGCCCCGGCUCAAGGGGUGGAAGAGGUGCAUAUCGCACACGGGGAAGAGGACGAGGCGGCCGAGGCGGCAGCGUCCCAGUCAGGACUGUGGCAGAGGGGCCUGUAGUAGAGGCCGCAUUGAUGAGGGUUCCAGAAAAAGAGGAGAAAGAACAAGACACUACGUCGGCAACCGAGUGGUAUUCUGGUGUCACAGGCACUUCUUAUCGUAAUCCAUUACACAGCAAGCUAGAUGCACUUCGGGAAAAGAAGAUUAAGCUUGCUGCCGACUUGGCACCACUGGAAGAUCUCAAAAAACGCAACUCUGAUAUAAAGGAUCGAUUUAAAGUUAUUGCAAAACUAAUAGUUACUCGCCAUCAGACUCGUGCAAGCAAAACUUUGAAGGAAUUGAAGACAGGUCGGGACGUUACCAGUCAGGCGCCAUGGGCUAAGGAGAUCUAUGGCACGUUGGAUGAUAGGCUCGAGACACACUUGAGCUAUCUAGAUGGCGAAAAGGAGUUUAAACAGAUCAACGGGGUACAAGUUUUUCAAAACAGCUGUAAAAUCGUACAACGAUCUUUUGAGAUAUCGAUGGGCGAGUGGAUGGAUCGCUGUGUCGUGGCAUUCAUCCGAGAGAAGCGUGACAUCUCUGAGCUUUGGAAAGUCAGAGAUCCAUAUCUCAAUCAAUGGAUCCUCCGCAGAUGUGGAAUAAACAGGACCGAGAAUGUUACGAUGACCGAUUUGAUCGAAACAUUUAUGCAUCGUGAAGGCCGCGAUCGUUGUAGAUAUGAUCGACCGCAAUUGGCCACUCGGACUAACGAAGGUCUAUUCGACCGCAAGGUCAGUGAGACAUGCACUGCAAGAGCGAGAAGAAUAUUUGGCGAGUGCAUUAGAGUUGAAAAGGCCUCACUUAUGACACCCCCUCAAUCGCCAGGAUUAGAAGCAAAUAACACAGAUGAUAUGGAGAUUGAUAGUCAAAUAUUGGAUGAACUUUUGUCGAAUCAAUCAAUCUACGAUCGUCUUCGAGAUAACGACAAGUCAGGAGUCGGAAAACUUGAUUUUGUUCUUGACCACAAAUAUGACCCUAAAAACCCUGCCCAGGUUCUCCCACCAAGGAGAUACACCACUCGCGAAGCCAUGGCUGUUGACAGCUUAGUUCGCUUGAAGGAGGGCAUAGAACUUGAUUCAGAGGACGAGUUCGAUAAAUAUUCUGAAGGGGACUACUACUACGAUGAUGAGGAUGAAAUUAUGUCUGUAGACAAGGAUCUACCUAACGAGAAAAGUCCUGAUCAGAGUGGUUCGGGAAAGGACCAUGAAAACAGAGAGCUUGUUGAUCGAGAAAGUGAAAUGUGGGAUUUUGUUCCUUCCAAUCUUCACCGGAACAGCGGGGAGGGGCGGGAAUCCUCGGUGGAGUCUGAGAGGGAAGAGGUCAUAGUGCCAAGCCCCAAUUAUCUUGCCGAACCUAAGACUUCAGGCAUUGAACCUUCUCGAGAGAGAUCGCCAUCAUCUGGCCCUCUCACAUCUAAGCAUUUUGAUUUCGUAUUGACCCCUGAUGCAUCAUCUCAAGAUCCUGUGUCUUAUCCAGCUAGGGCCAUGGAAGAUGGGGAGGUACAAAUGCUGGGCACCAGUGCUGAUCUUCCCCAAAAGGCAAACGGUCAUUCAAACGAUAAAUUAACCCCAUCAGUACCCGGAAAUGGAACCUUGAUCAAGGCUGUAGGUUCACCACAAAAACGCCUUCGCGAUGGAUCCGAAAAAGUACAACAAGAUUCUAGCAAAGAAAAUCUUCGGCCCAAGCUUCCAGAUAACCCGAAACCUCCAAACGACAGACUAGAAACCGUAAAACCACUCAAAAGGCCGCCUUAUGAUGCUAUCUAUCCAGGGGUUUCUACUGGUGCUAGACAUCCAUUUUUGACCGAUAGAAAUUUUGACAAACCGAUAAAAGGAAAUAAUGUGGUCACCGUGAACCAUAGUCCGCAAAAGAAUGCACAGAAACUCUUUGCUGAUCCACCUGGAUUCACCCCCGUCCUGAUGUCUUCAUCUUCUUCAAAUGGUGCCUCCGGAGCAGCAGGUAACCGACCAGGUCCUAGUGCUACUUUUAGAGCAAGAGGGACUUCACGCAAAGAACCUGGUAGACCGGGUCGAAAGCCCAACAACCCCUCCACCCCGUUAUCGUAUGUGCAGCCCGAAUAUCCUUUACAGGGCAAAGGUCGUAUUCUUUCACCAAAGCCGCCCCAAACACCAACUCAGAUGGGUUAUCCUCCGACUGGAUACCCUGCGUCAAAGUUUACAAUACAGUCUAAUUCUACCGUUCAACCCCCGUAUCUAAAGCCAUAUACUGCCGCCACGACGCCUUCCCCCCUGAGGAGUCAGUCAAGGCCCCCAUAUGAUCCCCGCGAUAGUCCCAAUCCCACAUGGGCCGGGUCUUCUUAUCCUUAUACGAGCCCAGUUCAAUCUUCAUCUCCAUACGCACCGUCUGGCGAGUAUAGUUAUGACCCCUCGCGUUCAUCAGUGCCUCCCCAAGCUCCAUACCAACCCCCUCCUCCUGUCGGAUACGGUCCCUAUGGCGUCCCGGGAGGGCCAGUUCGGAAUACCCCGGGACCUACUGGGAAUCCGUUCCAGUCUAAUAACUCUACUCAAACUCCCUAUAAUAGCCAACCUCCUUACUUCACUCCACCAGGUUUUACUUCAACUGCACCUCUACCCCCACCAUACCAGAGACAGUACCCUCCAAGUCCGAGCUGGGGGACAUCACAAGCCCCAAGCACCCCGGCACAUCCUCGAAAUAGUUUACAGGGGAAGCACCCCUACGAGGGAAAAGCACCACAGUUAUUUACUCUACCGCCUACUACCCCUACACCUGCAGGGCCGCAACAAGAACCAGUCAAGUACUAUGUUGGUGAUGGCGUUUAUAAAACUGCACCUUCAACCAUUGAGAGACUGCCUUCACUUACACUGUCGCAAGGAACAGUUUUCGAAGAGGAUAACUUGUCAAAAAAUUUAAACCAAAUGGCCAGAGACGGCAAUUGGGGCUCUGGAACUCCUGGGAGUGGAAACCCCGGCUCUUCCCAAGGGACCGCGCUCUGA
Messenger RNA from Morchella sextelata, 3681 nucleotides. RefSeq lists its product as uncharacterized. NCBI's taxonomy places the organism in Eukaryota, Fungi, Ascomycota, Pezizomycetes, Pezizales, Morchellaceae. The transcript has 4 exons. Bases 1 to 3681 code for a protein of 1226 amino acids. The record is from RefSeq and is a predicted model, not a curated record.